AUGAUGCGCCUCACACUUGUCUUAUACCUGGCUUCAGGGAGUCUCGGGCUCGCUGAUAUAGGAAUCGUAUACACUACACGUCUCAAGCCCUCAAGUGUAACUCAGCCUAUUGUCGACACCAAAACCUACACACGCAUUUUCAAACAUGAUGCUAUCGAACAAAACGAAGUACUCGCUCCCGGAUUCUCCAAAGCUCAGUCCAUCGCAGCAAGUGCCGCUGAUGUAGUAAAGCGAUCGUCCAAAAAUAGCCCUGUGUCAAAUCAGCCAAGGGCCAGCCGCGAUUCUGAUGACCUACCAAAAGAACUCUCAUACUUUACCAUGGUCCUCUCAGUCAACGGCUACGACGUUACGGUUCCGAUCCUGACGGAUAACGCGACAGACUUCUGCAAAACUGUUAGCAGCGAGUUGGAGAGCAGUGCCUCGCACUUACAAGCUUCCACAGAUGCAAAUGAGCCUACAGAAACACCGGUCAAUACGCAUACGAGUAAAAUUAAACAUACGAGCGAAGGCGGAGAGCCACAGCAAACGACCACGCCGGAGGAUACAAACAACACUGCGACAGACACUGCAAGGACGAUCACGGAGCCAACGAAUAAAUCCACGAAGUCACAUAGGCCGGAGAUAACCUCGACAGGCAAACCAAGCGAAACCACUACUCCUGAUUUACAGAAUUCUCCAGAAGACACAUCGACUUCAUCUGCUAAGAACGGGCCAAGUUCGAUCGUGACAACAGGAACGGAUGACAAUCCUACAUUGGACCGCACUUCUGCUUCUAGAAGUACGUUUAGUACUGUCACAGAAGACCCUCCUACCACAGAUCCUGCCUCUGAAUCGAAUAUCUCCAACAAGUAUACAAUCACUCCUGGAGCUACUACCGCGACUAUUGACGACACCUCAACGAUUACCACCAUGUUCUCAAGCGACGACACAGGCAAGUCCCACGAUCUGUCGCAAGUCCUGGCCGAGAGCUCGGAGGCAUGGGCAUCAUAUAACUCGUACAUCGAUGGACUUCACUCGCGCUUAAGUGAACGAGUGCCUAACAACCAGAUAGACACACCGACAAGCACUGAAGGGCCGACACCAACAGAAGAUCAGACAACUCACGUCGACAAGCCAGCCAGAACCGAGAGCGAGAUAGCUAUACGCCAGCAAAAGCAUGCCUCUCAAGCCGCUGACAUGCGGAACAUCCUCCGUUGGAUUCGGCCCCCGUUUAUAUGGGGGAGAUCUACUGGAUACCACCUUCACAAUUCCUCCGAGAUAGAGCAGGUGCAAGGCUUCUCUCACAAGUCCGACUUGGAGUCUUCCAAGAACAAGCGGCAAUAUCCCUACCUCUCCGUGCACAAUCCCCUGACCGAGAAAGAAGAUUUCGUGUCCAAGUUCAUGGCGCAAGAGGAGCCAAUGUCUACCAACAGCGACGUGAUGACGACCACUGACACAGAAAACGGCAAGCCAACAUUCGGAUUCGAUCCGCAUCCACACCCACGUCCGCCUUUCACAGAAGACAAACCGCUUCCAUCAUUCACGCCCCACACCACCAAAACUCCUAUCAGCACUUCUACAGAACCCAGCUCAAUCCCUGAGUUAGGCGACACAACAGACCCACCUUCUCCAUCACCCUCUUCCCCCAUUCCCUCAGACACAAUACCCGGGAAUGCGACACAUACAGGCCCUGGCAACGUCACGCAACCCACCGAGCCAACCAGCGGUGCGCAUCGACAUUGGUCCAAGAACCCGUUUGCUUCGCCGAUAUUUUGGGGUACAGGGGCGUGGUACUUGUUGAUGGCAUAUUGGGAGGGGUGGCAGCAGGCGAGGGGAGAGUGGGAAUGGGGAUGGACGGAUGGAAUGUGCAGGUGGAUUGGUGGAAACAUGGUGAGGUAUCUGUAA
Messenger RNA from Didymosphaeria variabile, 1884 nucleotides. RefSeq lists its product as uncharacterized. The transcript has a single exon. Bases 1 to 1884 code for a protein of 627 amino acids. NCBI's taxonomy places the organism in Eukaryota, Fungi, Ascomycota, Dothideomycetes, Pleosporales, Didymosphaeriaceae. The record is from RefSeq and is a predicted model, not a curated record.